AUCCUUUUUGUUUUGAUUUAGAUCUGCGCUCUCUCUUACUCAUUUUGUGAGAUUUCCUUCUUCCUGGCCAAUCUUUUCUUCUUCGCCAGGUUUCGUUCGCCAACGCCGUCUUUGUCGCCGGGUUUGUGUGAAUCGAGGGUCAUCUUCAUGCAUCGCAAGUUUGAUUUCGCAUGGUUUCAAGCCAAAUUUAUGAGGGAUCGUGAGCGACUUACAUGACCUACUAAGAUUCCGAAGUUGGUUUCCAUCUCCAAUCCAAGAUUCUUCAGUUUUGGUCAAGUUUGUGGCUUCGAUGCACUAUUCACGGAGGUUAUGACAUGGAGGAGAAAGAAACAAGGGCAUAUGAUCUUGUUGCUCUCAAGUAUUGGGGGUCUUCAACCCAUGUUAACUCUCCGGAAAACUACUAAAUAGAGCUUGAAGAAAUGAAGAACAUGACUGGACCAGAAUACGUAGCUCACCAGAGAAGGUAAUAAUUUCCCAUUCUUAAAGAUGAUGAUGAUAAUGUUGUUCUUUAUUGCUUUCCAAUUCAAUUCCUAUGUGUUUAAGGAAAAGCAGUGGAUUCUCUUGGUGUGCUUUGAUGUAUCGAGGGGUUACAUGGCUCUUUAUUUUCUUGAAGCUUUAAAUGUCAUUAUACUUCUGUAGGAAAUGUUAUGGAUUUUUGUCACUUAUGGUCCUUUCCUAUUUCUAAUUUAAUCCAGUUCAAAGAAUUAGCAUAAAUACUCUCUAAAGAUCUAAUUUUUCAAAAGUUACAAUUUGUGUUAUUUGAAAAUGAAACUUUUAAGUAUAAGUUCUCUCUAAAGAUCUGAUUUUUAGCUUGAAAUCCGAGUUCGACCGACCCAAUCAAGAGCUUUGCUGCUUUUGCCCUACACCUCUGAAAGGUUUUUUCGACACUAUGAUAAGCAUGAAACUUGAUGAAGAGCCCAAGUACUCUAAGUUAAUCUCUUUUUUUUGUUUUUGAAGUCGUUCACUUUCUUGAUCUCCUGUCGUUGGAAGAUCUAGAACAAUUGCAGCAACAUCAGCUGCUUUGCUGGAGGAGAUGGUGGUAAGUUGGCUACACCGGAGGGUAACCAUUGACUGUCUGAGCUGCUGCGGCAGCCGCCACUAUCGCAUGUUUUCCAUUGUUUUAGGAAAAAAAGAGUCUGACAAGGAUACGUGGGCUUGAAAAAAAGUACGCCUCACUCCCUUUUUAUACACCCGAUUCUGUUAGAAAUUAGUAUUCACUCAAUUCGGGGACUCACAAUCAAUGGGUACCUUGUUGGGUAUGCCUCAUUUAUUUCCUGUAUUGAAAAUCAGUAAUCUUAUUUUAUCAUGUUUAGUUGUUCCAUUUUAGUUUGGCUCUGACAAUCUGUGCAUGCUACUCUUUUAGAAUUUACUGAUAUAGUUAUACUAUUAUAGGAUCAUAGUCUUUUUUAUGUAUUGUGUUAACUUGGUUUAGACAGUUAAUUGCAACUAAACCUUAUGACAUCUACAUGACUACAAUGUUGCUGUUUGGUUGCUUUGAAUAGGACUGGGUUAUGGAACAAUGGGACAAAGGCUUUGAGAGGCCAUGUAAAGUACAAGAAGUCACUCUGCCUAUGAUACUCACUCUUCCACAUAACUCUGCCUUUGAUACUCACUCUUCCACAUACUCUGCCUGUGAUAGACAUUCUGCACAAAUUUUAUUUUGAUGUUGUAUCAUUAUCCAAAAUGUGUUGCCUUUUUAAAACCAUUGUAAUAUGUAUGCUGCAUUAAGUUGCUCCACUAAUAUUUAAGUAAAUGUUAAGUUAUUAUAUGAUAUUAAUAUUUUGAAUAUAUGAUUUAUUUUUGUUUUGUGAUUAAUAUUUUAUAUUUGAAAUAAAUGUUAAUUAUUAAUUAUGGGUGCUUAUGAUUUAGAGAGACAACAUAAAAUAACUGCGUUUGAAUAAACAAUUUGACCACUGUUCAACUUGAUAGUUUGAAUUAUCAAGCUAUUUGGCAACCUAAACUUGAUGGGGUAUUCACCUUGAGGGCUGUCAAGUUCUUUCUCCAACCAAGUGGGAUUCUAGGGGUCUGGUGCAAUAUGCUGCUGGUUAUAAAGGGGGUCUUUCAGUAAUGGAAAUUCUUAUACAAUGCUUAAUACAGAUCCUCCAAUGGUGUUUAGUUUCUGGAUUGAGAGUAUUUCAGUUUGAAUCUGACUCUGAUGUUCUUCUUCGCUUACUUAACCUUGCUGUGCCUAUUACUACUGUGGAGAAUAUGCUCGGGUUGGCCUUUCUGUUAAGUUUUUGUGAAUACUCUGUUCAAUUGAUUGAUAGUGAGCCUAAUAGAGUGGCAGGCUAUUUGGUUAAAUGGUGUUGUAACCAACUGCCAUCCCAGUUUUGAAAGCUUUACUAUAUUUGAUCUCCCUGUGGUUUGCCAACAACUUUGUCAACAAGAUAACCUAAGUAUGCCUAGCUUUUGUGCAUCUUCUUCAGUUUAGGCACUUUUGGGGGGUACUUGGAGGAAGUUUAGCAGUCCUAUCUUACUGGAGAUAUGGAGAACUUGGUUAUUGGGUGAGCUCAAUUUCCUUUUCCUAUCUGCUAGGGGAUAGUGUUUGCAUGUUUGAUGGAGUGGUUUAAGCCAUUACUGGUUCUACUGAGGCUAUGGAGAAUAUGGGUAUUAUAGGUGCGCU
Messenger RNA from Cuscuta campestris, 2623 nucleotides. Lineage: Eukaryota; Viridiplantae; Streptophyta; Magnoliopsida; Solanales; Convolvulaceae. The record is from the annotation of a GenBank genome assembly.